Messenger RNA from Tarenaya hassleriana, 1687 nucleotides. RefSeq names its product probable lysophospholipase BODYGUARD 2. The coding region runs from base 23 to 1465 and encodes 480 amino acids. The transcript is spliced from 5 exons. The record is from RefSeq and is a predicted model, not a curated record. Lineage: Eukaryota; Viridiplantae; Streptophyta; Magnoliopsida; Brassicales; Cleomaceae.
UUGUAUUGUCCGUCACGCUCACAUGCCCACAAGACUUAAACGCCACAAACACUGCCAUCAGCUCCACCGCAGCAUGGGCGUUUCGCGGUGGCUCAACCGCAUUGUGGGCUUCAUCGUCUUCUCUUUCCUCGACAUUGUGGAUUUCUUGCUUUGCUUCACCUAUAAGGCACUAGACUUCUUCUUCGAGUCAGAAUGGAAACCCUGUUACUGCUCGCCUCCGCCGCCAGCCAAACCUUCCGACGGCGGGGCCGGCAGGGGCGGCAGGAUUAUUGUCUCGGAAAGAGGCGAGUACUCGAAGGUUGUGUCGCUUACAAGCACGAAGAUCCAUUUUGACGAGAUCUCAGAUACACUUUAUUCACGCCCUUCUCUUCCGACAAGGCUCUCCAAGCUCGUGAGCUUUGCGAAAUGCUUCAAGGGUCGUUUCAAUCACCAUGUUGAGAAAUCUUGUGAUCAAAGGAAGAGUAAGAGGAGGUAUGUGACAGUUAGUUCAACUGUGGUGGAGAAGUUGCAGAGAGUACCAAGAUGGUCCGAUUGCCAUUGUGGGUUUUGCAUUUCAUGGGUUUCUUCUUCAAAAGAUUCACUCUUUGUAAGAGUUCAACAACCCAAAGAUAGCAAGGCGCAAGAAAACGUGGUGUUCAUCCACGGGUUCUUAUCAUCGUCAGCGUUUUGGACGGAGACGGUGUUCCCAAACUUUACAGAAACAACGAAAUCCAAGUACAGGCUGAUAGCGAUAGACCUGUUGGGAUAUGGGAGAAGUCCGAAGCCAAACGACUCGUUGUACACCUUGAGAGAGCACUUGGACAUGAUCGAGAGGUCAGUGAUCUCCGAGUUCAGGCUGAAAACAUUCCACGUCGUGGCUCACUCCUUGGGCUGCAUUUUGGCUAUUGCCCUCGCCGUCAGACAUCCCGGUUCCAUCAAGUCCCUCACCUUACUCGCCCCUCCGUACUACGCGGUGCCAAAGGGAGUGGAGGCGACGGGGUACGUGAUGAGAAAGGUGGCUCCGAAGGAGGUGUGGCCGCCGAUAUCCUUCGGUGCUUCGGUGGCGUGUUGGUACGAACACAUCAGCCGGACAGUGAGUCUUUUGCUUUGCAAGAACCAUCGCCUGUUGGAUCUUCUCACCAGACUCCUCACCCGCAACAGGAUUCGAACGUAUUUGAUAGAAGGGUUCUUCUGCCAUACGCACAACGCGUCAUGGCACACGUUGCACAACAUCAUAUUCGGCACGGGAAGUAAACUGGACGCCUACUUGGACUUUGUCCGCGACAACGUGGACUGUGACGUCAGCAUCUUCCAUGGAAGCAGGGACGAGGUCAUCCCUGUGGAUUGUAGCCACAACUUCAAGAGGAGAGUGCCACGUGCUAGAGUCAACGUAGUCAACGACAUGGAUCACAUCACCAUCGUCGUGGGCAGACAGAAGGAGUUCGCCAGGGAGCUGGAGGAGAUUUGGCGGAGGUCCUGCCUUUGAGAAUCUUCUCUAUUUUUUUUCAGUGAAGGAGAAGAAUCGAAGCCUAUGUAUUUGCACCUGCUUUUUCUGUAGAUAUACGGCUUCCAAGUCGCAUAUUGAUUACUUUAAUUACGAAAAGUUUGGCAUUCGCUUUUUCUAUCAUAUUGUAUAACAUAGAUCAAUUAAUAUCAUCCUUGUUGUAAAACACCGGUCAUGUUUUGUUGGAAACAAGUAUUACUUAGA